Molecule: messenger RNA, 2214 nt
Organism: Mesoplodon densirostris (Blainville's beaked whale)
Lineage: Eukaryota; Metazoa; Chordata; Mammalia; Artiodactyla; Ziphiidae
Gene: MAPKAP1
Product: MAPK associated protein 1
Exons: 14
Coding region: 157-1800 (547 amino acids)
Biological process (GO): TORC2 signaling
Cellular component (GO): cytoplasm; plasma membrane; TORC2 complex
Molecular function (GO): phosphatidylinositol-4,5-bisphosphate binding
Source: RefSeq, a predicted model, not a curated record
UGUGGCAGCAGCUUCAGGUGUGUCCGUGGACAAGUUUGAGAGGCACUGUACUGUACCAGUCUCCCUUUAACUGGAUCUUGGCAGAUGGUAGGUGAGCCCGUGAAACAAUAUGAAGAGAAGAAAAUAGCCUUUUAAGGAAAUUGGCCCACAGAAAGGAUGGCCUUCUUGGACAAUCCAACUAUCAUUCUAGCUCAUAUUCGACAGUCACAUGUGACCAGUGAUGACACAGGAAUGUGUGAGAUGGUUCUCAUUGAUCAUGAUGUUGACCUAGAGAAGAUUCAUCCUCCUUCAAUGCCUGGAGACAGUGGGUCAGAAAUUCAGGGAAGCAAUGGUGAGACUCAGGGCUAUGUAUAUGCCCAGUCAGUCGAUAUUACCUCAAGUUGGGACUUUGGUAUUAGAAGACGCUCAAAUACAGCUCAAAGAUUAGAACGACUCCGAAAAGAGAGACAAAACCAGAUCAAAUGCAAAAAUAUUCAGUGGAAAGAAAGAAAUUCUAAGCAAUCAGCCCAGGAGUUAAAGUCACUAUUUGAAAAAAAGUCGCUCAAAGAGAAACCUCCACAUUCUGGAAAGCAGUCAAUAUUAUCUGUACGCCUGGAGCAGUGUCCUCUGCAGCUGAAUAACCCCUUUAAUGAGUAUUCCAAAUUUGAUGGCAAGGGUCAUGUAGGCACAACAGCAACCAAGAAGAUCGAUGUCUACCUCCCCCUGCACUCAAGCCAGGACAGACUGCUGCCAAUGACCGUGGUGACAAUGGCCAGCGCCAGGGUACAGGAUCUGAUCGGGCUCAUCUGUUGGCAGUACACAAGCGAAGGACGGGAGCCGAAGCUCAAUGACAAUGUCAGUGCCUACUGCCUGCAUAUUGCUGAGGAUGAUGGGGAGGUUGACACAGAUUUCCCCCCACUGGAUUCCAAUGAGCCCAUUCAUAAGUUUGGCUUCAGUACUUUGGCCUUGGUUGAAAAGUAUUCAUCUCCUGGUCUGACAUCCAAAGAGUCGCUCUUUGUUCGAAUGUCCUCCUCAUCCAUCGCCCAGCAUAUUGUCACAGAUGGAGCGCGUACUGACUUCCGAGGAGAAAGCAGAGGAAGAAAUGCUGCUCAUGGAUUCUCCCUUAUUCAGGUGGACAACACAAAGGUCACCAUGAAAGAAAUCUUGCUAAAGGCAGUGAAGCGAAGAAAAGGAUCCCAGAAAAUUUCAGGCCCUCAGUACCGCCUGGAGAAGCAGAGCGAGCCCAAUGUCGCUGUGGACCUGGAGAGCACUUUGGAGAGCCAGAGCGCCUGGGAGUUCUGUCUGGUCCGCGAGAACAGUUCAAGGGCAGACGGGGUUUUUGAGGAGGAUUCGCAAAUUGACAUAGCUACAGUACAGGAUAUGCUGAGCAGCCACCAUUACAAGUCAUUCAAAGUCAGCAUGAUUCACAGACUCCGAUUCACGACUGAUGUACAGUUAGGUAUCUCUGGAGACAAAGUAGAGAUAGACCCAGUUACGAAUCAGAAAGCCAGCACUAAGUUUUGGAUUAAGCAGAAACCCAUCUCAGUCGAUUCUGACCUGCUCUGUGCCUGUGACCUUGCUGAAGAAAAAAGCCCCAGUCACGCGAUAUUUAAACUCACGUAUCUAAGCAAUCACGACUAUAAACACCUCUACUUUGAAUCUGACGCUGCUACCGUCAAUGAAAUUGUGCUCAAGGUUAACUACAUCCUGGAAUCACGAGCAAGCACUGCCCGGGCUGACUAUUUUGCUCAAAAACAAAGAAAACUGAACAGACGUACAAGCUUCAGCUUCCAGAAGGAAAAGAAAUCAGGGCAACAAUGACACCGGCCUCCGGCUUCAAUCUGUUGCCAUAGCUCAGAGCCUACCUGCCAGGACCAGGUGGCCCUAGAGCCCACCUGUGUCCUGCAGUCCUCGGGGAGGCCAGCCCCUGGCUCACGAGGACAGGGCUGGUGGGCUCUUGGGGAAAGGGGGGCACCCCCCUGGAACAGAGCUGGGGACGUUGCCACGGGGCCGAACCCUGAGUGGUAAUGGCCUUGAUUAGCAGUGCCCGGGGCCGGACGACACCGAGAGGAGCCACAAGCUGCCCAGCCAUCUUCACUGCCUGACGGCCCCGCCCGAAGAUGGACAUAGCCAUGCCCAGACAUGUCCUUGCAACUUGAUCAAAUUUCUUAAACGAAGAACAAAAAUGUACGGUUCUUUUUUUUUUUUCUUCCUUUUAAUAAACUCUUUAUCAUA